Messenger RNA from Melampsora larici-populina 98AG31, 2299 nucleotides. RefSeq lists its product as uncharacterized. Gene Ontology annotation, molecular function: ATP binding; mannokinase activity; fructokinase activity. Gene Ontology annotation, biological process: glycolytic process; glucose 6-phosphate metabolic process; intracellular glucose homeostasis. NCBI's taxonomy places the organism in Eukaryota, Fungi, Basidiomycota, Pucciniomycetes, Pucciniales, Melampsoraceae. The transcript has 11 exons. The record is from RefSeq and is a predicted model, not a curated record. The coding region runs from base 311 to 1930 and encodes 539 amino acids. Gene Ontology annotation, cellular component: mitochondrion; cytosol.
CAGAGUACUACUGCUACGAUAUUAAACUUCAUUUAAGAUAUCAUCCUGUAAAUAUCAAGAUCUCAAAACACAGAAGUAAAAUUAAAAUCAUCCAUCCAUCCAUCAGUUUAGGAUCCCUUCUGUCUCAAAAGACUUGAUCAAUCUCAACCUAACCAUCAAUCAAUCAAUCAAUCAAUCAAACUUCCUUCAACUUACAAUCUCAUCAUUCCAUAUCUCAAUCUCAAAAUACAAAAUAACUACAAAAGCAUUUGGAUUUCUUUACCCGAUCAUUUCAAACUUAAACCCUUUCAAAUACUAAACAAAAAAAGAGAUGACUACCUCCAAUUCAAGUACUGCUAAUCAUUCUAACUCAAAUCAUUCAAAAUCACAAACAGCUGCUCAUCAACAUCAUCAUCAUCAUCCUCAUGGAUUCGAUCCUAAUACUCGAAAGAGUGUUACCAUCAGAAGACGUAGUGGUAGUCGAAGUUUAGCUGAUGGUAGAGGUUCAAUCGUAGUUCAUACUAGAACUCACGAGAAUGCUGAACUUCCACAUGCGACAAAGAUGCAAAUGGCAGACUAUUUGCGCAAGUUUGAGCAUCUCUUCACGGUUACUCCCCAAAGGAUGAGGAUGAUUGUCGAUGCGUUUAUUGACACUCUUGAAAUUGGUCUCAAAGAAAAUGGACAAGCUGUCCCCAUGAUACCUACCUAUGUCUUUGGCUGGCCCUCAGGCAAAGAGACUGGUCCUUAUCUCGCCGUAGAUUUAGGUGGAACAAAUUUGAGAGUUUGUCAUGUUGAAUUAGAAGGCGAAGGAAAGUUUGAAAUCACCCAAGCAAAGUACAAACUAACUGAAGAACAAAAGCAACAGGAAGGCGAGAAAUUGUUCGACUUUUGCGCAGAAUGUUUACACACAUUUAUUUACGACCAAUAUGCCGAUGAGGCCGGUAACCUGCAACUUGAAGAAGAGAUCGCCUUAGGGUUUACGUUCAGUUAUCCUUGCAUUCAAAAGCGGAUUGAUCAUGGAGAACUCCUGCGAUGGACCAAAGGGUUUGGUAACCCCAACGUGGAGGGACAUGAUGUGGGCGAGAUGUUUGCAAAGGCAUUGAAGAAACACAACGUACCCAUCAAACUCACGGCUUUGAUCAAUGAUACCACUGGCACGCUCAUCGCAUCAUCCUAUGUAGAUCCUUCGACCCGUAUUGGCGUGAUCUUUGGUACAGGCUGCAAUGCGGCUUACAUGGAGAAAAUUUCCAACAUCCCCAAGAUCGCCCAUCUUGGACUCCCUCCUGACGCUGAGAUGGCAAUCAAUUGUGAAUGGGGUGCAUUCGAUAGCGAGAAACAUGAGCAUUUACCUCGAACCAAGUAUGAUCUGAUCAUUGAUGAAACUUCCAAUAAGCCUGGUGAACAAGCAUUUGAAAAGAUGAUUGCUGGGUUGUACUUGGGUGAGAUCUUUCGGUUGAUUGUGGUUGAGAUGAUUGAGGAAGGUAUCUUGUUCUUGGGCCAGAAUACCUAUAAAAUCGAAAAGAGCUUUUGUUUCGAUACUGCGUUCUUGAGCUUGAUCGAAAGUGACCCGACGGAAGAACUCUUGACUGUCACUGGCCUCUUUACUCAUUUCUUCAUGUUGGAUACCACGAUUUCUGAACGUCAAUUUUUCCGCCGAUUAGCUCAACUCAUCGGCACUCGUAGUGCCAGAUUGUCAGCAUGUGGAAUCGCCGCUAUUGUCUCCAAGACUGGAAUGUUGGACGCUGGCUGCGGUGUAGCCACUGAUGGUAGUUUAUACAAUAAAUACCCCCAAUUCCCUGAACGAUUGCAUCAAGCCCUCGUCGAUAUAUUUGGUGAAAAGGGUCGAGGAAUUAAAACAUAUCAUGCAGAAGAUGGUUCAGGGGUAGGAAGUGCGAUCAUUGCAGCGAUGACCAAAGCUAGACUUGACGAAGGCACGAUUACUCAAGUGUGAAUGAUCAGAAAAGUAAUGGUGUUGGGAAGCGAGAGAAGGGUACCCAUACACAACAUAAUUUUAAUUCAACCGAUACAUUCUAUUUCCUUUAUCUCUUUGUUUUACUUAUUCUCUUUAAAACUUACAGCCGUUCAAAGUCUGGUUUUCAAUUGCAUGACACAAGAACUUUUCUGUUAGAGACGUAUGUCACAGUGAUUGAUCUUGUUAUGUGAUAGGCAGAAGUUAUGGGUAGUGGAUAACCUUCCUAAACUGAUCAGAAGGUUUUUCGUCAUAUUUUUUCGGACGCUUUGCGUAGGUUUUGUCAAAUUGAUCUGAGUAGAGUAUGAAAAGACUUGAGAAGAUAUGUAGCUACCCAAGAUGUUACCAACC